This is a messenger RNA of Dentiscutata erythropus, 426 nucleotides long. The record is from the annotation of a GenBank genome assembly. NCBI's taxonomy places the organism in Eukaryota, Fungi, Glomeromycota, Glomeromycetes, Diversisporales, Gigasporaceae.
AUGUUUACUGCUUGUAUACUAAAUGAAUAUGACGCAGUUUUAAGUUUAUCAAAUCAACAUUGUAUUUUCCUAUAUACUGGUACAGAACAAUAUGACUUACUUAAUCAAGCUUUCAAUUUUUUAAUUGAUGAGUUAUUAACUUUAAAUGUAGAAGGAAUCGUUGAUUCAACUAAUAAUUAUUGGAAAAUUGAAUUUUGGUUUGGUUCUGAUUGGAAAUUCAUGUCUUUAGUUCUUGGUACAAAAGGACCAAUGGCAAAUUAUUUUUGUUUAUAUUGCGAUUGUAAAAAUACAGAUCGUUGGAAUAUAGAUUUAAACUACGAAAAUUUGUGUAAUAUUUUAGGACAAAAAAAACCAAACCUUUUGCCAUUUUUAGCAAAUCAGCAUUGUGUACCAGAUGAAUUACACAUAAUGCUUCGAAUUACUGAU